GGCGGGGGCGGGUCCGGCCGGGAGGCACCUGGGCAGGUUCGGGCCGCGGAAGAGGAGCCGGAGGGCCGCAGGGGCCGCGCCGAACGGCCCGCCACGGACCGACGCCCGACAUGGUGAGCGGGGGGGGGGCGCGGGGAGGGACCCCCAUCCGGCGCCCCGGGGGAGGAGGGGGGCUGGCUCCCACGUGGCAGGGCGGCCACUUCCGGGCCCGGGUGCAAGGGGGGCUGGAUCCUUCCCCGGGAGAGGGGUGUCGCCCCCCAGAGCAGAGGGACCCCCUCUCCUCCUCCCCCCUCCAGAGCAAGGGCGCCUCUGAGCAUGGGCAGACGGCGGGGAGAGCAGCGCCACGGGGGGCUUGGCAGGCGGAAGAGAUCCCCCCCCAAGAAAGACCCCACAGAUCACAGGGCAGGGAUGACCCCCAGCAAGGCUUUGAGUUGCUCACCCCACCCCACAAAACCAGCCGGUCCCCUGGGUGGGGGUCCGCUGCGCCCCCCACCUCUCCCUCCUCGCAGCGCCAAGGGGGGCUUGGCAGGCGGAAGAGAUCCCCCCCCCAAGGAAGACCCCACAGAUCCGCCGCGGCGGCCCCCACGGGGCAAGGGGGUCCCCGGCGGGAGGGGGAGGUGGUUUCCGCUGACCCCCAGCAAGGCUUUGAGUUGCUCACCCCCCACAAAAGCAGCCGGUCCCCUGGAUGGGGGUCCGCUGCGCCCCCCACCCCUUCCUCCCUCCUCGCAGCGCCCAGGGGGUCGAGGGGGUUUCCGGAGCCCCGCCCCGCCCCGCCCCGCCUGCCUCCCUCCCGCUGCCCCCCCCCCCGCCUCUCCCUGGCGCCUCCGCCCCGUCCCCCCCACGUCCCGCCCCACGGGAAAGGCACGUCCUUGUCGGCUUCGCCUGCCAGCUCCUUCCCUCCUCCUGGGCCAUUAGCGGAAUUGGCCGGCGAGGCCUCUGGGGUGGGGAGAGACUGGGGCAAAGGCAGCACUUGUGGGGCAGGAUUUCCGGGUGUGCUUUUUAUCAAGGGCGGGGGGGGGGUCGCUGAUAAAGAAGCAAGGCUAGCUCAGUUCCUAAAGCUCGAGAUUCUGGGUCUCAGGGCUGUGGGUUCGAGUCUCCUGCAUUGCAGCGGGUUGGACUAGAUGACCCUCGGGGUCCCCUUCCAACCCAGUGUGUGGAUUCGGGGUCACCGCCUUUGCCAGGCGUUUUGGGCAGGCCCGGAGGGAAGUGGCGCCUAGUGGGUGUUGCAAAGCCCCUGCUCGCUCCCUCCCACUGCCGGGAGUGGCCGCCUCUUCCUACCUGAGCCGCCCCUCCUGGCUCACCUGUUGAGGCUUGUUGGUGACUCUCCCAGGGAGGAUUUCUCAGCUGCGCUCGACCCGCCUUCCCUCCGACGCACGCAGCUGCCACCAGGAGCGCAUAGUUGCCCUGCGGAACUCCCUGCCACAGGAGCCAAGGCAUGGCUUUAAAGGGCAAAUUCCUGGAGGAGGAGAGGGCUAGCUGUGGCCACGGUUGUAGAUCCCAGUUUCAGGAAACCCCAGGAGGCAAGAGGUGUCCUGCGGAGAUCCUUUUGCCAGAGGGGCUAUGGAAGGGGGGAAGCCUUUAUUAUUAUUAUUAUUAUUAUUAUUAUUAUUAUUAUUUUCUCUCCAGCAAAAAGGGGUGUCAGACAAGUCCGGAAAGGGAGUGGGGCCCGGACUCCUGGGUUCUUUAGGAAGAGGAGGGGGAACCUGGGAAUCUGUGGGAGGGGUCUUUGUGGAUUGGUUUUUUUAAUAUAUGUAUAUUACAUUUUUAAAUUAUUACUCAUUUAUUGUUUACUGGUUUUGUACGCCGCCGUAGAUCUCAGGGCUGUCCGCAGCAUAAAACUACGACAUAAAAACCGCAAAAUGCAUAGUAAAAGUAAGAAUAAGAAGAAACCAAGGACCACUCCCCUAAUUCCCACAACCCUUUUUUUAAAAACCGCCCUGAGAUCUGCGGAGGGAAGGACUGUGGGAAAAUGUAAUAAAUGAAUGAAUUUUUGUUCUGCCUCUGGAGGGGAAAGUUCUGAUCAGCCUCCCUUGGGCUGCUUUAAGGCAGGCUGCGUCUGUGUGGCCCCCCCAAAAAAGAAAUUUUGAAAGGGCCUCAUUCUGUGCUUGCAGGGGACCCCCUUGCUUUGCAGGAUAUAAUUUUCUUGGGAUUUUUUUUGGGGGGGGGGUUGCUGCUUGCUGCAAAAGGAGGUCCCCCCUGACCUCCCCCACCCUCCCACCUCUCCUCUCCGCCCCCCCCCAGAUGCGCUUCAUGCUCCUCUUCAGCCGCCAGGGCAAACUGCGCCUCCAGAAGUGGUACUUGGCCACGUCCGACAAGGACAAGAAGAAGAUGGUGAGGGAGCUCAUGCAGGUGGUCCUGGCGAGGAAGCCCAAGAUGUGCAGUUUCCUGGAGUGGAGGGACCUCAAGGUGGUCUACAAAAGGUGACUCUCGAACCCGCUCCCCACCCGCUGCGACUCCGGGUUGGGCUGGAUGACCCCUGGGGGUCCCUUGCAACACUGCGAUUCUUGGAAGGUGGCGGCCUCUCCACCACUGGAGGUCUGCCAUCAGGGAGCCUUCGGCUGCGACUCCUGUGUUGCAGCGGGUUGGGAUGGAUGACCCCUGGGGGUCCCAUUCCGUCUUGUCCACAAGAGCAUCAGGACAAGGUUUGGAGGCCGGAAACAAGCGGCAGCUGCUUGGAAAAGGCCAGGAGGAAGCAGAGGAGCCUCUGUCUGGCUCCGGGUAGCUCUGCUGGGGAAAAGUGUGUUGCGGGUGCGGUGCCUCCACCGAGAAGGCCCUGCCCUGCUCCUGUUGCAGGAGGUCCCUUGGCCCAAGAGGGGCACCACUUUCUCUGGGCCCCAAGCCCCCACCUUGAAGGGGGUGACCUGGUUGUCGAUUUCUCCUUAGCUGCCCUGGGGUGUGGAUUGGAAAGCCCCCCCAAGCUUUGCUCACUCUGAGUUGGUCCCUGUCCAUUAAGGGGGGGCACUCAUUCUCUCUCUCUUUUGGGGGGGCAGGAACGGAGAAUAAGCAGCCCCCCUCCCUAGGGAAUGAAGGACUCUUAGACCCACAGAUUGCUUUAUCUCAGGCAGGAGUGGGGGGAGCCCCAGACCCAGAGGCUGCGUGUGGCCCCCCAUUCCCUUCUGUGUGGCCCUUGCCAGCUCUCCUUUGUGUUUCUUUGCCCGGCUGAUUCCUUCGAACUCUGCUGGCGUCUCUUUCUUGGCUUCGCAGAGGGCGAAGUCUCAGCAGGAACUACCCCAUUGUACAAUACUAAAAUAUAUAUUUUUAACAGCAACAGCUCCGCCCCCUUUUACCUCUGGCCCCGCCCCCUGGAGUGUGUGGCCCUCAGAGGCUUGCUCAGAAGCGGAAGGUGGCCCUCGGUUUCUCUGUGCUCUGAACGGCCUCGCAGGGCUGUGCUGAAGGGAGAAGCCUUCUGAGCAUAGCUGUCAACUUUCCCCUUUUCUUGCGAGGAAUCCUAUUUGGAAUAAGGGAAUUUCCCUUUAAAAAAAGGAAAACGUUGACAGCUAUGCUUCUGAGACUAAUUAUUGCCCCAUCACUGCUGCUGUGGGGCAGAGGGUGGGGUGGGCAGGUGAACCCCAGGUGACGGCACCUUUCUGUGGGUGCCUGCAGAGAUAGCAUUGUCCUGCAGGGGGCACCCUGAGCUCACCUUGGCUCCUCUGUGGCCAAAGGUUGCCUUUGCAGGUGCGCACGGGGUUAAUAAGGGCCCUGUGCCCCACACACCCCACUUCCGGCCAGCAUAGGUACCUGCUCCCCCCCCUCACCUGGAAAUGGCUGGCCGGUCGCCCCAGGGAGGGCAAGGCAGGCUUGGGUGGUGGUGGGCAGCUGGCGGCCUCUUCAAGGGGGCACGGCGGGGAGGGGGAGGAGGCUGCCCCCCAGGUGAGCGAGGCAGCGGCAGAGCUGGAGUCCUGACCCCCUUUUUCCGCCCUCCUGCCCAGGUACGCCAGCCUGUAUUUCUGCUGCGCCAUCGAGGGCCAAGACAACGAACUCAUCACUUUGGAGCUCAUCCACCGAUACGUGGAGCUGCUGGACAAAUACUUUGGCAGCGUGAGUUGUGGGGAGGGGCUUCUCCUGGGGGUUGGGCUAGAUGACCCUCAGGGUCCCAAUUCUAGGAUUCUGUGACUGCAGAACGCUCUUUUCCUGCUUCUUUGUGGGUGUAAAAAGCACCAGCAUUCCGCCCCCCUCUCUGUAUGUGUGUGUGUGGGGGUACUUUAUCUCAUCUCUCUCCUUUCAGUCCUGAACCCUAGAGCAGAGGUGCUUGGAAUAAUAAUAAUAAUUUAUUAUUUAUUCCCCAGCCACUCUGGGCGGCUUCCAACAAAAGAUUAAAAAUACAAGAAAACAUCAAAAACUUCCCUAAACAGGGCUGCCUUCAGAUGUCUUCUAAAAGUCAGAUACAGUGGACUCUCAGGUUGCAAAUGUGAUCCGUGCUUGAGGCAUGUUCACAACUUGCGUCCGCAACCAGCAGCGCCACGUCUGUGCAUGCGUGGGUUGCGCUUUGGCGCUUCUGCGCAUAUCUGAAGCACGAUUUAGCACUUCUGCGCAUGAUCCAUAACCCAGAAGUAACCUGUUCUGGUACUUCCGGGUUCGGCGUGGUGCGGAACCCAAAAAUGCGCAACCCAAAGCGUCUGUAACCCGAGGUAUGACUGUAAUUGUUUAUUUCCUUAAUAAUAAUAAUAAUAAUUUAUUAUUUAUACCCCACCCAUCUGGCUGGGUUUCCCCAGCCACUUGGGCGGCUUCCAGCACAACACUAAAAUACAAUAACCUAUUAAACAUUAAAAGCUUCCCUAAACAGGGCAUCUGAUGGGAGGGCGUUCCACAGGGCGGGCGCCACCACCGAGAAGGCCCUCUGCCUGGUUCCCUGUAACCUCAUUUCUCGCAGGGAGGGAACCGCCAGAAGACCCUUGGCGCUGGACCUCAGUGUCCGGGCAGAACAAUGUAUACUUCAGAUAUACUGGGCCUUUGAGGCCGUUUAGAGCUUAGAAUAAUAGGAUCGUAGAGUUGGAUUAAGCACUGCAUGAGACGUCAGACAUUAAAAGCAUGCGGAAUCCCAGCAGGAGAGCCCUGUGUUUUCCAGCGACUCGUACCCAGAAGCUUUGCUGUCUCCAAUUGUCUUGUUCUCUUCUGAAGCCAACCGAGUUGUUGGGUGUCGCUGUCUCCAGUGGCAGGGAGUUCCGCAGUUCCACUCUGCACCAGAAGUUUUCUCCAUCCUGAACCUUCCAACGUUCAGCUCCGUUUAAGCUGAGGCAGUUGGGGGGCUCCUGGCAGAUCUGGGGAGGGGGUUCCUAAGAGGUCCUGGGCUCCCCGCCCCCUGCCCCCCCAAAAGCAGAGUUUCCGACCCGCGGGGAGACAGGAGGGCAGAGGCCAAACCCCGCCGCUAAUUACUCUUGCUGUCAUUUUGAUUCCUUAAUCCGCCCCCCCCCACUUCCCUGCCCCAUAGAAAGCCUCCCUCCAGCCUCCCUCUCCUAAGCCUGCUCUUAGACCCACAAAAUCCAGCUAAGCAUGCCUGCUAAUUGGGCUUAACGAGGGCUUGGCAGCCGCCCCAGCUAAUUCCUGCUGCUAAUGCGCCAGAGCCGCUUGCCUCCCCCCCCCCCCCCAGGAAACGCAGCCAGAUUGGAGGGUCAGGAUCCUGGGCAUAGCUGUCAACUUUUACCUUUUCUUACGAGGAAUCCUAUUCGGAAUAAGGGAAUUUCCCUUUAAAGGGGGGAAAUUGAUGGCUAUGAUCCUGGGAGCAGUUGGUGUGUUGGGGGCCCCUGCUUGGUUCUCACGCCCCCUUUCUCCCCCCCCCCGACAGGUGUGUGAGCUGGACAUCAUCUUCAACUUUGAGAAGGCCUACUUCAUCCUGGACGAGUUCCUGAUGGGGGGGGAAGUUCAGGACACCUCCAAGAAAAGCGUCCUCAAAGCCAUUGAGCAGGCGGACCUCUUGCAGGAGGUAGAGGUGGGCCCCUGCAUGGGGGUCCUGCAUGCCUGAACUGGGGGGGUGGUGGCAAGGACUGGGGGGGCCCUUCUCCCUGCACCCCCAAAGACAAACCAUACACUUCCCUCCAGCUGUGGGGCCAAGCAACCUGCUGUUGCUGCCGCCCUGGACAUGCCUGGUUUCUGUCUGUUUCCGCAGAGGAAUUUUUUUUGGGGGGGGUGUUGCUGCUGGAGGAGCCCCCCAAGAUAGCUGCCUUCCUGGCUGCUGCGGUGGCUGCUUUCUGCAUGCAAUGAGUCACCGGCAGCCAUCGCUCCCUCUCUCUGCAGUGGGCGUGAGCGACUCAGCUGCCUGCCGCUGGGGCCGAGUGCAAAUCCUCAGGGUGGGGAGGAAGGAGACGCAGCAGCCUUGGCACCCCCAGCCGCUGCCACCCCCCAAAGAAAAACCCCCUGCAUGGUGGACGUUGGCACACCUGGAACCCCCAAGCCCUUAGAAUGGAAAAAGACCUUGUUAGUUGCUCUACGGGGCGUCAAGAGCACCUCUGAGCAAGCGCAGAAAGCCUUCCCUCCCCCGGGAAGUGUCGGGGUAGUGGUUGGGCUGGGGGUCUUAUGGGGAGGGGGGCUGGCUGCUUCCCCCCCCCCACUUCCCGCUCCCCUCCUCUGAACCCGCCUCCCCUCUGCUUUUCUCCCUGAUAUAGGAAGACGAGUCGCCCCGGAGCGUUUUGGAGGAGAUGGGCUUGGCGUAGACUUGGGAUCGUGAGCCGGCUCCCCCCCCCUGCCCCUGCCACUGUCCCUCGCGCCCCUUUGCCCCCCCCACGCAGUGGGGCUGAGAGCCUGUGGGGGCCACGCAAGCUCUGCAGGCGGCCCCCUGGCCAAGGAACCUGCAAACCGCACGAUGUAAAUACUGAACCACCAGCUGGGGGUUGGGGGUGCCCUGCGUCAGAGUGUUGGGGGGGGGCAAGGAGGCAUUUUGCCCCCGCCUGUUGGGGGGCAGAGAGAGAGAGAGCGCAGCGUGAAAUUCAGGGGCACCGAAUAAUCUCCAUUCUCCAUCUUUUUUUCUGUGCCCCUCCAAACUCUCCUACUUCUCCUACCGCCCCCCCCCCAGCACCACCAGUCUGUUCACACCAGCAACGUGGCACUUCCUGCCGCCCCCAAACCUGUGACUCACCCGGGCAGCAUGUGACGGAUCCCGGGGGGGGGGGGAGCGGCAGCAGCGCCUCUGCCUUCUUCCCUCCUUUUCCCUCUUUCUCAUUUUUUUUGUUGGGGGGGGCAGGCACCCCACAUGCAUGUGGGGCACGUGGACGCAGGUAGCCGGAGAUUUGGAGGAGCCUGCCGUUUGGAAGACCAGCAGCCCCCUCCCCCAGACUUUGGGUGCCUGUAUUCCCUCCCCCUCUGCUCCCCCCACAGCCCCUUUCCAAUAAGGCAUGAUCUUUCCGGACCCAAGGUGUGAGUGCGAGUGUCUUCUCUGUUUUGGAAUAAAGCGUGUGAGGAAGACGGUG
Podarcis lilfordi (Lilford's wall lizard) is the source of this 7400-nucleotide messenger RNA. The record is from the annotation of a GenBank genome assembly. Lineage: Eukaryota; Metazoa; Chordata; Lepidosauria; Squamata; Lacertidae.